AUGGCCGAACUAGAGGCGCCGCCUCUGUGGUUGGAUUUGAGACGUAUGCUUCGUCCAGAAUCAAAGCAGUUUUCUGCAUCAUUACCUUUAGGGCAUUUUAGGUAUCAACCAGGUCAGGUUAGAGCCUUUGGAAUGAUAGCUGGUGGAUCUGGCAUCACUCCGAUGUUUCAGGUUACUAGAGCUGGUCUUGAAAACCCUUCAGACAAGACAAAGGUGCAUCUCAUCUAUGCUAAUGUCACAUCUGAUGACAUCCUUCUUAAGGCAAAACUGGAGGGACUUACUUCUAAUUACCCUGAUCGCUUCAAAGUUUACUAUGUAUUGAAUCAGCCACCGGAGGGAUGGAAAGGUGGCGUUGGGUUUGUAUCAAAAGAAAUGAUCCAAGACCAUUUACCUGCACCUUCAUUUGAUAUCAAGAAUUUGAGAUUUGAGAUUCUGUUUGUUGUAUUUGGGAUUUUGUUAGCCAGGGUUGUGUUGAAUAAAGUUUAG
Molecule: messenger RNA, 486 nt
Organism: Lactuca virosa
Lineage: Eukaryota; Viridiplantae; Streptophyta; Magnoliopsida; Asterales; Asteraceae
Source: the annotation of a GenBank genome assembly